Molecule: messenger RNA, 4560 nt
Organism: Dicentrarchus labrax (European seabass)
Lineage: Eukaryota; Metazoa; Chordata; Actinopteri; Moronidae
Gene: zc3h18
Product: zinc finger CCCH-type containing 18
Exons: 18
Coding region: 182-3535 (1117 amino acids)
Molecular function (GO): metal ion binding
Source: RefSeq, a predicted model, not a curated record
UUGAGGUAAUGGCCGCUCUCGCUGUGUCGUGCCGAGUGUUCUUUUUUCUCCUCCAUAGCGGUUAAAUUAAACCGUAUCAUAUUUAUUGUAGACUGUAGAAAUCAAUAUCAGCGGGAGAGGGCAAGUCUUAACGCCGCUGUGCCGUCUGUAAAGAGCUCCGGGUCGGCAAGAAUAUUCUCCAAUGGAUACUCCUGAAAGCCCUACCCAAUCCCCUCAGUCCCCUGAAGAGGAGGAGAAGGGCCUUUCUGACAGUGAGCUGCUGGAUUCUCCUGAUGAAGAAGAAGACAGGCUCAUCUCAGACAGUGAGAUAGUCCAUGAAGAGGAGAACGGGGCGUUGGUCGAGGAGGACGAAGAGGAAGUGGAAAGCAGAGGAAGAGCUUCGGAAGUAGAAGAGGAGAGGGAAGAAGAGGAUGAGGUGGUCCCUGACUUUGUCUCUGACCCAGAGGACGAGGAGCCUGUAGAAGAAACAGAAGGGAUGGGACACGAAGAUGGGACCAUUAUGCUGAUGGAGGGAGAUGAAGAUGGUCCACAGGGGGACCAGUUGGAUGGGGAGGAGCAAGAGGAUAGAGUCAUUGACACCCCACAGUCUCCAGACUCUGAGCCAGAACAAGGCAGGAGCUUCAUGCCUGAAGAGGAUGGGGAAGAUAGGGAUGAAGGAUACGGUGACUACCGAAAGGAAGCCUCAGCAGAGCCCGAGACAGCUGAGGAGGAGGAGGAAGACAAAGUCAAAGCCGAGGAGGACGAAAGGAUGAGAGCUGAGGAGAGGAGGAGAGCGAGGGAGAUGAAUGAUGACUCUGCGUCUGUUUCCCGGGAGCUGGACGAGCAUGAACUGGAUUAUGAUGAGGAAGUCCCAGAGGAGCCCACCAUUCCUGCACACGAGGAAGAGGACGAUGAGGAAGAUGCAAAAGCAGAGGGCGAAGAAGAGGAGGAGAGUGAGGUUAAGAGCAGUAAGAAGAAGGAGAAAAAACCCAUCCUCCCCCCAUCUCCUAAAGACAGUGAGUUCAAGAGGACAGACGACUCGAAAGGGCCUGAGAGGGUGCGCAGGGAUUCCUUCAGAGACAAGAAGAAGGAUGAGGAUGAUGGAGAGAUCGAUGAAGGAGAGAUUGAUGACGAUGACUUGGAGGAGGGGGAGGUCAAAGAUCCCUCGGACAGGAAGAUCAGACCACGUCCAAUCUGCAGGUUUUUCAUCAAAGGAAAUUGUACUUGGGGUAUGAACUGUAGGUUCAUCCACCCUGGAGUCAAUGACAAAGGUAACUACUCUCUCAUCACCAAGCCAGACCUCUUCUCACCUAACGGAGCGCCUCCUGGAGGACCACACCCACUUAUACCCAAUAAUCCUUGGGCCGGACCUGCAGUGGAAGAGCUUCCCCCACCCCCUCCUCCAGUGGAGCCUCCUGUGGAGAGUGCCUGGGAGCGGGGUCUGAGGCAUGCCAAAGAGGUGCUGAAGAAGGCCACCAUCCGUAAGGAGCAAGAGCCAGACUUUGAGGAGAAGCGUUUCAACGUGACCAUUGGAGAGGACGAGAGAGAAUUUGACAAAGAGAAUGAUUUCUUCAGGGAGCGCAGCUACCGCAUCAUCAGAGAUGAAAUGGACUUCAGAGAUCCUAUAUAUGGUGACCCAUAUGCUGAUCCAUACUAUGACUAUGAAAUGGAGGCUCUAUGGCGAGGUGGCCAGUAUGAAAACUUCAGAGUGCAGUACACAGAAGCUCCUGUUCCUUACCACUACAGUGAGCGUGAACGUGACCGCGACCCUCGGGAGCGCCACCGGGACAGAGAGAGGGAGAGAGAUCACCGCGAGAGGGAGCGCCGGCAGAGAGAGAGGGAGAAGGAGAGAGAGCGCGAGCGUGAGAAGGAGAGGAUGCGGCGGAAAGAAGAGUGGGAGAGGGACCGGAUGAAGCGGGACGAGAAGGAGAGGCCGAGGAUGCGUCCUCCUCGAGACGCCAGGGAAAAGAAAGACGAGGACAAACUGAAGCCACGCUCUCCCCUCAGCCUGCCUCCCAACAGGCCGAUGGAGCCUCCCUCAAAGAAGGAGGUCGUUCCAGUCAUGAGGCGACCAGAUGAGUGGAAGGACCCGUGGCGUCGGUCCAAAUCCCCCAGAAGACGCCCCGGGCUGGGGUCUCCACCACGAGGCCGGCGGCGACAUAGGCCCUCAGGCUCCUCUGUCUCUCUCUCCAACUCCUCCAGGUCUUCGUCUCGCUCUUCAUCCUACACAGGCUCUGGGUCAUCUCGUUCCCGCAGCCGCUCUUCCUCAUUCAGCUCCUACUCCAGCCACUCCUCCCAGCGCAGCUCCUUCAGCGGCAGCCGUUCUAGGUCUCGAUCCUUCUCCACAUCUCCCUCACCGAGUCCAGCAGCACCGAGGAAUGCUAAGAACAAACCAGACCUUCCACCUGUGUUAGCUAAAGGAAUGCCGCUGAAGCCGGGCGCCAUGCCCCCUCCUCGCAGGGACAAACCUCCCAUGAAGAAAGCUCCCAGUCCUCCCCCACCUGGUGGACCGCAGGGAAGGCCUUCCAAACCUCUGCCUGAGGGAGGGAAGCCUCCCAUCAAUCCCAGAGAGCCUGGAGGCGCAGGUGGCGGGCCAGGCGGCGGAGGAGGAGCAGGUAGACCCCUGCCACCACGGGAACCUGGGAAACCUCCCAACCCAAGGGAAGAUAGGCGGAAAGAACGACAGCAGCGUCCUCCUCGGAGAUCGCUGAGCGUGAGCAGUGUGUCAUCAGUGUCAUCAGCGUCGUCCAGCAGCAGCUCGGUACGCAGCGCAGACUCAGACGAUAUGUACGCUGACCUGGCCAGCCCAGUCUCCUCCGCCAGCUCCCGUUCGCCCACACCAAACCACCCCCGCAAGGAGAGAGGGCCUGCGCGGGACCGGCCUCCACAUGGCAGAGACAAGAACAGGGAGAGACCAUCAAAGAAAGAUGAACCCUUCAGAGAGGACCGCAGGAAGAUUGACCUAUCCGGUGCCCCGCCUAGAGGAGGCAACCCCAUGCCUAGAUCAGGUCCUGGUAGCAGGGGUGGCCACCCUGUACAUCCUCCACCCGGGACCAUGGGCCCCCCAGGAAGCUAUGGAGGUUCAGGUUCCCACAAAGACAUUAAACUCACCCUCCUCAACAAGCAGCAAGGAGAUAAGGGCAACAGGAAGAGGUACCUUCCUUCAGACAAAGACAGGCCAGGUUCCCCCCUCAGCAAGAGAAUGGCCAUGUCUCCAGACAGAGGCCGUGAUAAGAGGAUACCUGGACGACCCCCACUCUCACCUCGAAUGGACCGGCCCAGAGGCCAAGGGCCCCGACCCAUGCCCCCCCCUGGAGACAGAAAACGUCCUCUGUCACCACCCCCCAAGUCAUCCGGGAAAGGCCCGGCGCUGCCACUGGGAAAGCCGGUUGCCCCUGGCUCCACUUCGGCCGCCGGCACGGGCUCGGGUUCGGGCUCGGGCUCAGGCUCAAACAAACCCAGCAACACACUGUCUCGCAGAGAGGAGCUGCUGAAGCAGCUGAAAGCCGUGGAGGACGCCAUCGCCCGGAAACGAGCAAAGAUCCCUGCCAAAUAAAAGGAAGCCCGCUCCUUGCCUGUUUGCCUGCCUGCCCAUGUGGCCUCGUGAGCCGGAGAAGAAACAGUGAUGGGAUGGGGCGUUUUUCCCCUGCCUUCAGUGGACAUAUAAAAAUGUUGUAUGGUUCAUGUAUAAAGGCUAUUGUGUAAGUGAACAGGAAGUGGCCACCAUGAAAACCAUCUUCUGCUUUUUGCCCUCAGAAGAGGUUUGGCUGUGCUCCAUUCCAGAGUGUUGUUCACUCCCAUAUGCCCGACUUUAGCUCCCCUUUCAAUGUCUCAGCUGCAGUUUACCUCAUCACCGAGAACCAAGAGGAAACAUUUGGGCAUCUGGUGAGGGAAGGACGUCUCAGGAAUGGAGUGUACUUUGUGUAGACGCUGCAGCACAGAAACACAAGGGUAGUAAGAUGCACUCGAUCACUUGCUACUCACUCUGUUCCUUCAGUGAAAAGGAUGCAUCUUCCUCUUGUGGUGUGAUGAAUAACAGAUUUAUACACAUUGAUUCUUUUGUCUGUCUCUGCCCCUUUUUAUCGUCUUGUUAUCCCACCUUUUCUUAAGUUUCCUCUGCGUGGAGUGAUGUAACUGUUGGGUCAACUCUACAGGGUACUGACAGUCUCUUACAUUUGUACAAAUCUACAAAUUCUCGAGCAUCCGUAUUCGGCCCCUGUAAGCGAUCACUAGCCCCAUGCUUUGUUCACAGCGAGCUCAUCUUUAACCAACGACUCGUCUGUAUUAUGUGUUUUAAGGCAGCGUUCACUGUCACACUUUGUACAAUACUAGCAAGUCAUCAGAUUCUGUCAAGCAUAUGAUUAUAGACAACAGUGAUGUGAAGUAUUGCUCUCUUUUUUUUUUUUUAAAUUGCAGCAUUUUGUUUUCUUCUUAGCUCUUCUCAAGUGAUAAACUGAUGUUUUAUUUGUGUCACAUUUUUAGUUGGAGGAGUAUGAGAGGUGGAACGGGGACAUUUAGAGACAAGAUAUGUCUUGCUUUUGUGACAAAAGCCUUCUAAAUAAACUAUUUUGAUAAAGAGAA